UUUUGAAAUGCGAGUCCAAAGAAAAUCGCCGCAAAUGUGAAAUCCCAAUGAUUAGGAAGACAGCCGCCUCUUAUUUGGAAUCACACAUACGAGGAGAGCCGCUACGAUUGAUCUACUUCUGAGAGACGCUGACCCGAACCAGAGCAGCCGUCCGCCGGCUGGAGGGACAUCCUUUCGUUUGAAUAUAAAAGAUGACGCAGAACAGCACGUGGUGCGUGUUGAAUUGCGACCAGUCGCCCGAUUUUCUUUACCAUGAUGCCAGCACCGUUUACUUCACCCAGAAUCCGGCGGAGGACAGUACUACAAUAUCAGUAAAGCAAAAAUUUGUGUUGUCAUACUCGGAAUGCAAGGACCCGAUAACCAUGGAGCAGACCGUCAAGGUUUAGAAGUGGCAUGGCAAAUCAAUAAAAGUUGUGUAGAAAAAUAAAGUAGAUAAAAGAAAAAAACACGACACAGGUACCGGCAAACCCUACGAGUUCGAUGGUAUCAUGCCUCCGAAUACGAAGCAAGACGAUCGCUUCACCGAAUUCGAUAAGAGGUUCCUCGAUCCGGCCAUUGAAGCGAAAAAAUCCGUGUUUCUCUUCGGCUACGGGCCCAAGUCUGCGGGGAAGACGUUUUUGCUCACCGGGGGCAGCAGCUCCUUCGCGUUGCGCGGGCUGAUUCCGCGCACGCUAACCAAGCUGUUCCAGGACGAAAGGACAAAGUCCCAGCGGAUCACUAUCCUGUGUAAAAACGUCCCCACACCAGAGUUGUAAUGCAGAUUUGCAAAGACAGGAAGACUUGUAAUGCGCAUCCCCAUGGGAGCCAUUUCCAAUCGUGUUUUGGGAUUUGUGAUGCUGUGAACAGGAUGAGCAGAUGAUUCUGUGAUGCGGCUGCACUUGCUAACCUGCACUACGCUGCAUAGUGCAACUUGUCAUGCGUGACUCACAAAACUCCUAGGCUUGUGUUGCAAAAUCCCCAUCCUGACUCUGUGGGUACGUUUUUACUCAGGAUAGUCACGGUUUGCUUUUUCGAGGUGUACAAACAGAAAAUCGUCGACUUGUUGCUGCACCAAAACUCGUCCACUCCCACUAGUACCGACGCCGGGGACGGAGGCAGCGGGGUCGGGUGCGAAGUGAUCCUGCGGAAUGGCGGCGAGGUGGUCUUUAUGGAAAGCAAAAGUAUUCUUGUGCUAGUAGUGGCAUUACAAAUUUGCUCAGCAUGACAACUGGAACUUGUCAUGCUGUUUUACCUUGAGAACAGGAUUUGUCAUGCAUAUAUUGCAAUUAGUACGACUACGAGUGCGAUACUUUUGCGCAGGAUAGUCUUGGAUCUGGCGGAGAAGGAGGUUCGCGACGAAUCCGAUGCCUAUAUGAAAGCGUCAGGAUUGAAAUCGACAAAGUUGAAGUGAUUUGUCAUGCAUAAAAUGGAUGCCAGUUGGAACCCAGUUGCCAAGUGGCGCAUGACAAAUUUUGGUGAUCCCUAAAUCCAGUUUUUCAUGCGGUUUAGGCAACGAAGACCGAUUUUCUCAUGCUAUUUUAGCAACUCGAGCUCUAACGACCCCAAACAGGCUUACAAUCGGCAUCACUUGCCUGCUCUGCAACACACGUACCUCGGGCCAUGCAUUUUAUGCAUCACAAACUAUUUCAACUUUGACGAUUUCAAUCCUGACGCUUCCAUAGCCUACCACCGGCUGUUAUCCGAUACUGCAACACAACGUAGUGUUUCUGAUCCUCCUUGCUGUGUACUGAAACAAGCAAAUCUUUAUGUUUUGCAGCAAUCGAUGAAGGCAACUACACUAAGGGGAACUACAUAAAGAAGUCGUAGCUUCUCUCGAAAUUAUGUUGACAAAAUUGAAAGUCUCGGACACAGUAGAUCGCAAACGGAGCGGCUGUGUAAACCGCAGCAGCUUUAUUUCACACAUCGCACAACGGCGCCUCAUUCAAGAGGGACGCUGCUGCAUCAACAUUCGGCUUUUUGUAUCCGCAAAGCGAUCUGGAACACACAGUUAUUUUGUACCAAAGCGAUAACUUUUCUUCGGCGACCAGAACCGGCAUUUCGAGCGCGGUACGGAGACCAGUAGGGGCCACUGCGUUUUUCUGGUGAACAUCGAAGAUCCACCGUCAAGUGUAAUGAAGCCCAGCGACGUAGGAGAGACAAACAAUACAGAAGGACCUAUCCUGAGUAAAAACGUACCCACGCCAGAGUUGUAAUGCAGAUUUGCAAAGACAGGAAGACUUGUAAUGCGCAUCCCCAUGAGAGUGCUUUCCAAUCGUGUUCUGGAAUUUGUGAUGCUGUGAACAGGAUGAGCAGAUGAAUCUGUGAUGCAGCUGCACUUGCUAACCAGCACUACACUGCGGAGUGCAAUUUGUCAUGCGUGACUCCCAAAACCGCUAGGUUUGUGUUGCAAAAUCCCCAUCCUGACUCUGGUGUGGGGACGUUUUUACUCAGGAUAGAACCCCCGAAGAUCUCAUCAUCGUCAAAGCCGCACCGGUUCACGCUGUCCUUCGUCGACCUAGCCGCAGUAUCAACUGCAAAAAUGUCUGGGUCUGGAAGAUUCUGAGACUUGUCAUGCACGUUUUGCAUGGGCCAGGAGGUCUGGAAUGCGAGACCUAGCAUGACAGAUUCUUUGAGGUCUCUAUCAUGCCUUUCCUGCGUGAGAAACUCCCUCUCAACUUGGUCAAAAGCGGACAGCUUUUGGCACUCACGCAACACAGAUUUUUGCAUCAUUUAGAUUUAGCAUGACAAGUUCUAAUCUUCCAGACCCAGACAUUUUUACAUUUGAUACGCAGACGACCCGGACGCCUCCGGAACGGCCGUCGAUGCCGUGCGAGAGUCGCAUGCAGCGCUGCGAAGGAUGCUCGACGACAUGGCGAAAAACGAACGGCACGAGUACUUAAUCUUGAAGGAAGUAUGGAUUUUUCAGUGGAUUGAAGUGAGAACCAUAAGUGUGACGUCAGUUGUUCACAAGCGUACGCACAAUACAUAGUACAAAUUGUUCAUCCUCAAAUCAUGAUCUCACAGACCCAAGGAUCCGCUGUGCCUAGUGAUGCAAUCGCUCUUCGAGGAUUCCUCCAUGGCUAACGCGUGUAGCUUUCUGACGCUCCGCGAAAACUGUGGCACCGAGGUAUAUAUGACGAGGAUGAUUUUUUCAAAUUCAGGUUGUUCAUCUUGUCUAAAGUUACUCAUAUGCAAAGCACGAGACUUACACUUGUUGUGUUGUCAUUGUGAUUUACCGACGGUAAAACACGACCCCACGUAUCUUCCGUAUGAUCCAAAAAGUGAUGAGAAAAAGCGAAGUUUCUCACGAUGGUCAUAUGAGGCGAGAGCCCAUGAGUCCAAAUCGUAAAACCCAGCUCACUCUGAUAAAUUGUUCAAAAACACAUUUUUACUUCUGACAUCAUAAGCUAGUAUAUGAGCUAAAACCAGAAUAAGGAUGUAACUAUAAAGGUCGUGUACAUAAGCGUCCGCAUGAUCCGAUUGCAGAAAAUUUAUAUCCAGGUAAUCCAAAGCUGGUUGGAGUUUGCGAUGGUUCUCCGAAAGGCGAUGCGCAACCAAGCGAAGCGACGUAGAACCCGCACGGUUCACGCGACGUCGAAGGAUAAAAAUGCUGGUGCUAUAGGUGGUUCUACUUCCGCGACUAACCCCAACAACUCCUCAGAGGAACAGCACCAGGUAGUCCCUGCGAAGCACCUGAAGUCGCGGUAUUUCACCUCGCCCCCAAAAUCCCGGGGCAACCUGUACUAUGAGGGCCGCGUUGGCAUGCAGCUCGGCGGGGCAUACGGCGGAGUGGGUGGAGCAGGUGGCACUACGAGCGUCGGUGCUCGUAUGACAGCCUCAGAAUGGAAAUCCUCAAAAUGGAAACAAUUUGUGAUGCAUGAUAUGCAAGGCAAAAAAGACUGUAUUGCAGAGGACAUAAUGGAAGCCAACCAUUGUCCUGCUAGGGGUGAAGAAUUGGAGUGCUGCCGAGCACGACAGAAGGGCACCCCUUUGCCUUAACCUGCAUGACAGACAUGCUUUAAAGGCCCGGGAAUUUUGUCAUGCGCCGACUACAAAUGCCGCUUCAACUGGGGUCGUUUUUUUGCAUUACAAAUUAUUUCCACUUUGAGGAUUUCCAACCUGAGGCUUUCAUAGCCCGGUUGCUCAACCCACCAACAAGUGUUUUGACUGGCGUAGAACACAGCAGCAGUUCCUAUGGCGUUCUCAACUGUCAUAUUCUCAACUGUUACAUAUACAUGUACAUGAAUUUGUGAUGCAAGAAUGGAAAAAGUGAACGGGGUGACCUUGCGCGUCUUUCAUGACAGAUUUGGCACAGAGUCUGAGCCUGUUUGGCCCUCAAAGAAUUUGUCAUGCUAAGAAGCUUGAUUGUGUAGAUUCUGAUUGUAGGCUCAAGGUAAGCUCAAGGUAAGCUCCGUCGCGACUCCGGCUUACGCCCCCCGUCCCCCCUCCCACCCUUUGCUUCUGUUGCAGAAUAAGUCAAGGAGUUGCACUCUGACCGCCACGCAGAAACUAAGCCGUUAAGUUGUCGCUGUGCCCCAGGUGGGUUGCCAGUCAGCAGUGACAAACAACUGGCCAAUGGUUUGACAUCUCCGGUUCGCGGCACUUGCCUUUUUCGUCCGUGCCGCAGGUAAGGCGCAAAUGGUCCAGCCUCCCCUGUCCGGGUGGGGUUGCGGCUUAAGGGAGAGUCUCGCCCCUUAAGUAGCCCAAAGGGGUACGUCGUCUCUUCCGUGAGAACAAAAACUUAAGGCGUAAAAUGGGUCGGGUCCUGGAUCGUUCUGUAUGUUGGGCUGUCGCGCUCGGCUAGCUGGCCGGGCUGUACUGAUCAGGUGUGGUGGGUAGCUCCCGACUGGUUGGCACUUUUAUUGGGGCGACUUGCCGUGGUAGCGCUCGGCUUUUGUAUGUUGAGGUCGCCGAAAGUGCUUCCUCGCCCACCCCCCCGGGGAGGGGAUCCUUGACCUGUGGCGCUGGGUGCGGGUGUCCACUACAUGAUGAUGAUGAUGAUUGUAGUUUUGCAUGACAAAUCAUGUAACAGUUGAGAAUGUAACACUUGAGAGCGCCAUAGUUCCUCCUCGAGCAGUAGUAGACCAAUAGGAGGAGGUGCUCCUGCACAUCAAACCAGCUUUUUCAACACGAGCAAGCCAGGAAACAACAAGCACAGUACUAAAAAUAGACAUCCUAAAUUGCUGCAGCAUGGAGUAGUUGCGACUGGCGCUAGACAAGCCUCCGGAAUGAGCCGGAUUUUGUCGCUUUCUUCCUCCGGAGGUCACCACUCGGAGUCGUCUUCAGUGUCGGUCGACCCAGCACCAGACAACUCUUCCUCUAUGUUGAGAGUGCAGCAGCAGCAGAAAACCAGUUCGAAGCACGGCUUCGUUCCCCUUCAGAAGAUGCAGAAGACGAUUUCUUCCGGCACCGAGCCCAGCUCCGAGAUGGUUUUGUCAAAAUCAAGCUCUACCAGUAACAAUUCUGCGAUGAACCUGCACGGAACAUCAAAUAACAACAACCAUUCGAACGGGACCACUUCUAAUAUCGCUGGCGAGAUAUUAGCCAGUCGACCACCCUCCAUGACCAUGACAUCGAGUGCUAGUCUCCUUGGGGAUUAUAACGGAAUCACGUCGACACGGACCAUUUUGCCCGGCUCGGAAAGCAUACCAGACGAACAAGAACACGUCGAAGAGGUGGUGCAACAGCAGCAGCAAAACCAAAACUCUUUGUCGAGUCGUUUGUCCCCGACCAACACGCUGCUGGGAAUGAACCAAACGCUGAUCCAGCGCAACGGAAGUAUGACAAUGAAAAGUGCCCCCACCGCAGAACUUGAACUUUGGAGCAUUUGUAUUGCAAACCUUUCCAAAUGAAACACUCGCCCUCUUACAUCUACCAGCAUCACAGAUCUUCAAUCGGGAAUAGCAAAAACUUGUAUUGCAAAAGAUCCCAGCAAGAGCGGCCCUUGUCAUGCAAGCGAUGCUGUAUACGCCUAGACUCUGCAUUAGAGAGAUUCACACUCCUUUCAUGCAUGACAAAAAGUUUUCAUUUGGAAACUUCGCAUGACAAAUUAUUGCAACUUUGGGGAUGGGGGCAUUUUUCAUUGUAAUAGGAAGCGGCUCUUCUUCUUUCCAGCCAGCAACCUCGCUCUUGCAGAUGGAAGUGCCCGUUUUGCCCGGGUCGCAGUCGAGCAGCAGUCGGUCCUCGCCGUUUGAACAGCAGGACCAGGCGGCUGCUGCUGGAACAAACACCGAGCAGAGUUGUAAUGCGGUGGUAGUCCCCGCGAGGUCCAGCCUUCAUGUCGACGAGGCGAGCUUGGUGCAGAACAAGAAAAGGUCGCUGCUGUCCCCGCCGCCAAAUUCCAGCUCCACGGCAAAAAUUGUCAACACCAACCCUGGAGGUUCAUCCGGAAGCAAGGCUGCGGGCGGUACCAACACAGGCACAGUUUCCGCUUCGGUCCCGAAAGUCGUCGCGCCCUUCGUCAUUCAGCCGCCGAAAAAACAGCAGAACAGUGAAAUGAUUGCAGCGAAGGGGAGUGGGGCGGACCAGUCGACCAAGCAGCAGCUGCAAGUAAUUUGUACACGUAUUGUGCUGGCGUUACUUGAUGUUUUCAUGCGCUGCUGUUGCAGUCCUUUUUUUUUAUUCGAAGUAACGUAGGCAUCGGUUUCGAGAAACUAGGCGUCAGUUCAUUCGAGAAGAUUUCCAUGACUCUCUUAAUAUCAACGUUCCGUUCUCCAUACGUAGGUGCCACAAACGUCCUACUCGGUCCACCCGGGGACCAGAGGCUUACUCGCAGACCGGCCUGGUUUCUGGACGCCCAUGAUUCGCGGGAAGGAACUUCGACAGCCCGAGCCCCGCGCGCCGCCCGCGAUUCUGAGCCCGGUAGAAAGGAGGUUACUUAUCGCUUUCUUUGUCACAUGAAAAGGAGCAACGGUCGUGACGACAUCGUGGUAAACGACCACAGCAGGUUCUUCGUUUCGUGCAGCAUCAACAACAAACAGGAACACGCAACGUUACAAACCCAUGCGAAUAUAUAACGAUAACGUGCAGAAAAUAAAUUAUCCUGCAUCAGGUUGAAGACGAGCACGAGGUCCAGCGAGCGGGGCUUCUUGGGUUUCGUUCCCGGUCGGUACGGCCGCGGAUUUCGGGUACUUUUUCCGUGAUGGUCCCACCGAGGCAGCGCGACGCGACCGUUCCGACGUUCAGAACCUUUCAGCAGCAGCAUUUGCCCCAACAGGAAAAAUCUACCCGUGCUGGUGGCCCACCCCUCCGCAACGCGUCCCUGAAGCCGAGGCGGAUCAGCGGCCUGCAAACCGUGCCUGCCCCACCACCGCCGACCCUCGGCCCGACCGCGCUGCCGUCCGCGCGACCUCUACUGUUGGCCCCAAACACUUCCAGCGCGACCAGCAUCAGUGCGAAGGUGACGAGUGUCGUAUCCUCUUCAUCGAGCGCAGCAACAAAAUCCGGUGGUUCCGGAGCCGGACCACACCUCGCAACUCCGCUGACCCGCUUGAGCCUCGGCGCCGGGGCGGGAGCGGCAUCUGCUUCUAGUAGUGGGAGUCGUCUGGCUGCUCCAGGAGUGGCAGUUCCCGUCAGAACAGCAGCAGGGGCUGCUGCACCAGUGGUGACACAUAGUUCCUCGCAGCAGCACGGCAGCGCGAACCCUGCAGCCCCGGUGUUUGCGUUCGGUAACAGCGGAAAUCAAGCAUCAAAUGCGGAAUUUGCGCAGCAGCAGCACAAUGCUGUAAAAAUCUCUCCUCGUCCCGCUACCAUCAAGGACCAAAUGCUGGCGAAGCAGCAUCAACAUCAAACCCUCGGUGUGCCCGAGGCCGUGCGCAUGCGGAAGAAGCACAACGUUCCGCGCGCCGCUCCCAGUCCCGUGGAGGAGGAGGGCCCCGAGGACGCGAUGUCGCCGCCGCCGCGGACGCAGUCCAGCCUGGGGAAGGCAGGCAGGAAGCCGACCUACAGCAACGACUUUUCAUCUACAACUUCCGGGGGAAUUAUUACCUCCACGGUGGCGAGUAGUUGUACAACAGGCACAACUUCUACAGGAGCAGCUGCCAAGAACAGUGGCUCCAGCCCUACGGCGCAGUUUCUGCAGCAGUCGAUGGCUUCCUCUGUAGUUCCCAGUGCCGUGCAAAAAAUGAACAUUUCCUCGACGCACAUUAUACCGGCGGGCAGCAGUACGAAGAGGGGGCUUUUCAAAACCACGAGCGCCUCCGCCACCUACGCAACUGGCGCCUCGUCCGGCGGAGGCAGCGGAGGGAGUGCCGCGGCCGCGCGGCUGCCUGCGUUUGGCGCCUUGUCGGCGUUCAAGCCAACUUCGAGGCAGGUGUUGACCACCCGUCCGGGUCCGACGCUCGGUGGAGUGGUCGCGGCCGCGCAUCAGUAGAGCGCCCUACGAAAAAACCGGAGGGAAAGCAGCUCCUGAAAAUUGAUAAAUGACUUUUUAACCGCUCCUUGUACUUGAAUCUGACUUUUUUAUGAAAAUCCGAAUCACGCAAAAGUGACGAAAAGCUCAACAAUAAAUCUGAUGUCCCCGGCGAGAAUAAAGCAAAAGUAAAAAGUAUAUAUUAAGGUGGAAUUUUGCGAUUUUGAUAACUGUCGCAGCAGAGAGGCUCUGAUGACUUUCGGGAGGCAACUUCUAGUACAAGUCAAGUCGGACGCGUCUGUGAAGGUGUGAGAAGCCGAUGGAGGAAGAUAUCCAAAAGUAGAGAGCGGCAAUUUAGUUGCAACAAAGCAGACCAUGUAAAAACCGAGGAAAGAGGAAGAUAGGAAAACAAAACAAAACUACCCACGAAACGCUAAAAACUAUAUCAAAAAUUUAUGAGUUCGUAUUGCCAGUAUCACCAUGUCGCUCUUUCGGCGUUUGUCUUCAUUCACUUCACCUACUACAACGCUAUUGUUUCAUACAUCAUACUCUAAGCAAUGAUUUGUCUUUGUCUACAUAAAACGCGCCUGUCUAAUAUUGAUGUAUCAUGAAGCUCAACUGCUCUGCAGUUUCACGAAUUUUUGUCUUUACCACUUUGGUGUGUUAUGUAAUAACAUAAUGAACAAAGAAGAUACUAGAGAAAAUGAAAAAUGAAUUUAGCAAGAGCUGCAACUACUACCGCUUCUCUCUCGCAGUUCGCCCGCAGCGGUAGGGCGAAUCAAACUUUAAUGUUAUCCCACCUAGGCCCCGCGUCUAGUAGACAAAUGAACCCUUGAAUUUGAUUAAAACUUCGAGUCGCAGUGCGAUCGUUGACAGCGCAUAUAAAACUCGCUACCAGCCAAAGCCAUGAACGGAAAU
Molecule: messenger RNA, 9247 nt
Organism: Amoebophrya sp. A120
Lineage: Eukaryota; Dinophyceae; Syndiniales; Amoebophryaceae
Source: the annotation of a GenBank genome assembly